CAGAGAAGCCCUUUUUAAAGUGACAGGAAGAGCUCAGGAGGGCUGGGUGGUGCAGGGUAACCUUUCUUUUCAACCCGGGUAACUUGGGACUUUUGCAAAAAAAUUCUUGAAGCGAUAAAAAAAAGAUUUACCCAGUGUGUAUCAGUGUAUAUACGUUUGAGCGUCUAUUUUUUUUCUUGUUGUUGAAGAAGAGAGAUAGAAAAGAAGAAUGAUUUCAUACACGACGUGGGUGCCGCGCGGUUUCGCCGCCGAGUUCCCGAAUCAGUACCAGUUGGACGAGGAAGAGAUUGAUCGGAUAUCGAAGCUCGCGCAGUUACGGCUCGACGACGCGCUCGAGGAUUAUGAGGGUGCGCUCGCGGACGGGGCUACGAACGGAGAUAGCGAGGAUGAUGAGCUUGAGGGGAUGAAGGUUGAUGGUGAGGAGGUGGAGGAGGAGGAGGAGGAUGUUGAGGUUGAGGUGGAUGAGGAGGCUGAUGAGGAGAUCAAGAAUGAGAUUGCUGCUGAUGCUGUCAAGCAAGACGUUGAGAUCACAGACGAUCUCAGAGAAUACGAUCUCGAGAACUACGACGCUGAGCCCGAGGCCGACGCAUCGCUGAGCAUGUUUUCCAACAUCAAAUCGCUCGCAUACUACAAAUCCAACGACGAAGACCCGUACAUUGUGCUGCCCAAGAAAGACGGCGCCGUGGUCGACGACAUCGAAGAAGAAGAGCGCGAGGAGCUGCAGAUCCUCGACUCUGAUAACCUGCUCCUGGUCGCCAAGACGGAAGACAAUCUUUCGCACAUGGAGGUCUACGUCUACGACCAGUCCGAAGCGAACCUGUACGUGCACCACGAUAUCCUGCUUCCCAGCUUCCCGCUCUGCGUCGAGUGGCUCAACGUCCGCGUCGGACGGACGCGCACGGAGGAAAACCAGCAGGGCAGUUUUGCGGCGAUCGGAACGUUUGAGCCGAAUAUCGAGAUCUGGAACCUCGACGUCAUCGACGAGAUGUAUCCCGAUGCCAUCCUCGGCAACCUCGAGGCCGACAACCAGGCCGCUGCCGCGAGCGACGACGAGGACGAGAAGCCAAAGAAGAAGGACAAGAAGCACAAGAAGAAGAAAGCAAAGAAACCCAAGAAACCGGUUGCGAACGACAAAUACCACGUCGACGCGAUCCUCGCGCUUUCGGCAAACAAGCAGCACCGCAACAUCCUCGCCUCGGGCUCGGCAGACAAGACCAUCAAGCUCUGGGACCUCAACACGCUCACCUGCGCGCGCAGCUACUCCUUCCACGACGACAAGGUCUGCUCGCUGUCCUGGCACCCGACCGAGGGCCCUGUUUUGCUCACGGGAUCGUACGACCGGACCGUGAUUGCGAGCGACAUGCGCGUGCCGGACGAGUUUCGCCGGUGGGGCGUCGACGCCGACGUCUCGGGCGUGCGAUGGGACCCGCACGACAGCAGCCGGUUCUACGUCGCGACCGAGAGCGGCCGCGUGCACUGCUUCGACGCGCGCACCGCCCCCGCCGUCGCGUCGCCGCACAAGGCAAAGCCGCUGUGGACGCUGCAGGCGCACGAUAGCGAAGUCACCGCUUUCGACGUCAACGCAAACGUCAGCGGCCUCUUCGUCACCGGCUCGACCGAUCACCAGGUCAAGGUCUGGAACGUGUCCGAGACCGGGCCGUCGCUGUUCUCGAGCCGCGACAUGGGCGUCGGGAAAGUGUUUUCCGUGUCCUGGCUGCCUGACAAGCCCGCGGCGCGAACUGUCGCUGUCGGAGGCAGCAACGGCGUCGUGCAGGUGUGGGAUACAAAGACGAACGACGCGGUGCGCGUCGCGGCCGAGGACUUUGAGGACGAGGACGAGGAUGACGAGGAGUAAUUUAUGUUGUUCUCUUAGCAUAUCGACUGUUUUACGCGUUCUUGUUUCUGUUGAGUUUUUUUGGGAUUGUACCAUUAUGUUUGUGCUCUGUGCUGAUUAUCUAAAAGUUUCCCAUUGGUUUUAGUUUCGUAUAUAUGCAUUUCUACCACU
Myxozyma melibiosi is the source of this 2005-nucleotide messenger RNA. Its product is annotated as WD40-repeat-containing domain protein. The transcript is spliced from 3 exons. Gene Ontology annotation, molecular function: protein binding. NCBI's taxonomy places the organism in Eukaryota, Fungi, Ascomycota, Lipomycetes, Lipomycetales, Lipomycetaceae. Gene Ontology annotation, biological process: rRNA processing. The record is from RefSeq and is a predicted model, not a curated record. Bases 209 to 1855 code for a protein of 548 amino acids. Gene Ontology annotation, cellular component: nucleus.